Molecule: messenger RNA, 912 nt
Organism: Olea europaea var. sylvestris
Lineage: Eukaryota; Viridiplantae; Streptophyta; Magnoliopsida; Lamiales; Oleaceae
Product: transcription initiation factor TFIID subunit 9-like
Exons: 3
Coding region: 191-730 (179 amino acids)
Biological process (GO): DNA-templated transcription initiation; RNA polymerase II preinitiation complex assembly
Cellular component (GO): SAGA complex; transcription factor TFIID complex
Molecular function (GO): RNA polymerase II general transcription initiation factor activity; transcription coactivator activity; protein heterodimerization activity
Source: RefSeq, a predicted model, not a curated record
CACUCCCCUCCCACUAAUUUUGCAGACGAAACCAAAACACGUUUGCCUCUUCGAAGUCGCAGUCUCCGAUAUCUUCCUGCGGCUCUGCCUCCAGGCUCUAUCCGAGCAUUCGAGAUAAAUCGUUUUCUAUUUUGCUGUCUCCAUUUUUUUUAUUGAUGCUGCAACUUUAUAGGGAUCGAGUGUGUAGGAGAUGGCAGAGGGAGGAGAUGAGGACAUACCAAGGGAUGCGAAAGUUGUAAAGACUCUUCUUAAAUCCAUGAAUGUUGAUGACUACGAGCCUCGUGUUGUGCAUCAGUUUUUAGAACUGUGGUACCGAUACGUUGUUGACAUUGUGACAGAUGCACGGGUCUACUCUGAACACGCUGGCAAGUCUACAAUUGACUCUGAUGAUAUUAAGCUCGCAAUUCAGUCAAAAGUCAAUUUUAGUUUCUCGCAACCUCCACCUCGGGAGGUGCUACUGGAGUUGGCAAGGAAUAGAAAUAAGAUCCCAUUGCCAACAUCAAUAGCAGGGCCUGGAAUUCCUCUUCCUCCAGAACAGGACACCUUGAUCAGUCCAAAUUACCAACUUGCUAUUCCAAAGAAGCAAAGCCAGUCAAUUGAAGAAACAGAGGAUGACGACGAAGGUGUUGAUCCUGCUCCCAAUCCCAAUGUUUCCCAAGACCACAGAGAUUUGCCCCAAGGCACCCCUCAGAAAGUAUCUUUUCCGCUUGGAGCUAAACGUCCAAGAUAAGUUUGUUUUUGUACAUCAUGUAACUAGAAUGAGAUCUCGGCAAUGAUGUCCCUACCAGAAGUACUUUCAUGUAUGCAUUCCUCCGGUUGUGGCUUAAAAUGUAUUUUUACACUCGAUACAAUGUUAUUUUUUGAAAUUGAGCUACCUUGCUAUUAACGAUGUCUAAGAGCUUCUCUUUCUCC